AUGAAGUCUGUUACGCUGAAUGAGCAUUCUGCAAUGUUAAAUGGUUUCGUUGUUGGACUCAAUGUUAGACAAUUUUUACAUGGGAGUGGCUUUGCGAACCUCCUCAAAUUGGCAAAUCAUCAGUUUUUUUAUUGUAAACCCUUAAUUUCUGUUUUGGUUGAUUGUUACGAUACGAAAACAUUUACCUUUAGGUUAGGGGAUAGCUCUUGUGAAUUAUAUUUUGGUUUAAGGGAUAUUUUAUACAUUACUGGUUUGAGGAUAGUGGGUAAACCUGAAGUGACAAUAGAAGCACGUGGAGAAGAUAUUGCAAAAAUUCUAUUUCCUUACAUAGAAGGGGUUUAUGAAAAGAAGGGUUUUGUGUUGAAAAAGUUAAAAGAACUUGCUAUGAGUGAUCAACCUUUUGUAAUUAGAGUAAGGGCUACAGUUUUACUUUUGUUGGGAACUCUUGUUUUCCCGAACUCUAGCUCAAAACAUGUAAAAGGGUUGUAUGGAAAUUUUUUGAUAAACCUUGAUGAGAUAAAUGAUUAUGCUUGGGGAGAAGCGUGUCUUGUGGAAAUACAUCAGAGUUUGCAGGAGAAUAUUGUUUGGAUGCCCUAUUCAAGUACUAUGCCAUGCUAUUUCAAGUAUCAAAUGCAUAGGGAACUAGCCGUUGUCCCUUUCUUCUGUAUUGAAAACCACAUGUAUCAUCUCCCAUACAAUGGAAAGGUUCAACUUCAUAUUGAUGAAAAUGUGAGUAGGGAUAUGAAAAUUCUAUAUCAAACCCGAGUGAAGAGUUCAUAUAGAAAAUUUGUUCGUGCUCCGGCUCCAAGAGGUAAUGGGAGAAAAGAUUAUUUUAAAAUUUGGAGACAAAGAUUGGGAAAUGAUGUAUUUGAUCAGCGGAUGCAAAUAAAUGACCAAAAGUGGAUUAGAGUUGAUGAUGAGGAUGUGAUGGAGAAUAAUGUAUCAGUUUUCAAGAGAAAAUACAGUGAUGAAUUCCUUGAAUUUUGCUUCGAACGAUUUCAUGUUGCCAUAUGGUCAUCAAGAAAGUGGGAAAAUCUAGAUCCUAUUUUGCAAAAUCUGUUCCCAAGUGCUCGUGAUAGAUUCAUUUGUAGAUAUAGUCAAGAACAAUGUUGUAAAGUAAACCAAGUUUUUUGUAAAGAUUUGACUCGUAUUUGGGUAGAUUUACGGGCAAUGAAAUAUGGGAAAUUCGAUGAGAGCAAUACUUUACUUGCGGACGAUUCCAUCGAAAAAAGCGUGAGAAAUCUUGUAGAACUCAAGAGGUUAGCUAUUGAACAGAACUUGAAGGACUCAGAGAGGAGGUUUGAAACCAUGGUGAAGGAAGCUAGAAUGAGAAGAAACGUGAGAGGGAUAAACUGCUGGAGGAGUUUAGAGAAUAAAUAUGAGGAGAUUGAGAAAGAAGGGAUAACGAUUCACACGUUGGAGGAGAGCAUAUCGGAUAUAGAUGAUGUGGAUGUUAAGAAUCUAAGGGAGGGCAUCUGCUAUGAGUAUGUUAAAGAGGAAGUUGAGAAGAUUUUCCAGAUGCGUAGUAGUGCUGCAGUUGGUAGCUUUGCUAAAGCAGUUUUGUAUGAUGUCGUGCUCGAUUCUGGUUUUGGUGGUGAAAGGGGCUCUGAGGGCAAGGAAGAUGUGCAUAAUGAACUUCUUGACAGCUAG
This is a messenger RNA of Oldenlandia corymbosa var. corymbosa, 1650 nucleotides long. The record is from the annotation of a GenBank genome assembly. Lineage: Eukaryota; Viridiplantae; Streptophyta; Magnoliopsida; Gentianales; Rubiaceae.